UGUUUUUCCACUCAUUUCCCCCCCCCCCAACCCAACCAUGGCGUUCGCAGUCCACCCAAAGCACGACUGUCCUCAUGUUGAAACAGACGCACUGAGCCCAUUCAACGCAUCGCAGCAUCCACAGACAGAAGAGAACAAUCCGCACUCCAAGCCAUGCCGCACGUGCGGCGAUCCGACCGAGAACUGGGUGUGCCUGCAGUGCCUUGCUGUGCAUUGUGGACGCGAGAUCAACGGGUGUGCUGCAGUGCACGGCGGCGAAGCGAGCCAUCCGAUUGUCCUCAGCCUCGCAGACCACAGCAUCUGGUGCUAUGCGUGCGACAGCUACAUUACGCACCCGUUGCUGACGCCGUGGUACGAGCACAUCUACCGGUUCAAGUUUGGCACGACGCCCGCGCCAAUUCACGGCGUUCCCGCUGAUCUCUUUGCCGCUGAGAGCACGCCCGCUGCUGCUACUGCUGCUGCUACUGUUGCUGCCAGUACUGGUGCUGCUAGUACGAGUCGAGACACUGCCGCCACUACACCCACUGACUCGGGAAAGGCGACGCCGAGUGGUGCUAUUUCAAGCGACUGCGCUGCGUCAGCGUCCAAGACUGAUGACGAGACUCAGCCGCGGCAGAGAUCGUACACGCUCGCUCAGGGAUCCAAGCUGCCCAAGCAUGUUGUGAUUGACCGGAUUAAGGGCGUCGUGUUUGGCCAGGCCAUUGGCGACGCUUUUGGCCUCGCCACCGAAUUCAUGUCCGUCGCUCAGGCCCUGGAAGCGUACGGCCCAGACGGACCGGCGGAUUACUCCAAGAUUGUGCGGGAUCGUCACCGCUCGCGUUGGGUGCAGGGCGAUUGGACCGACGACACCGACCAGAUGAUUGUCAUCAUGCGAAGCCUGAUCAAGAACAAUGGCAAAGUCGUUGUGCAAGAUAUUGCCGAAGGCUUGCUGCACUGGGUGGAGCACGGGUUUCCCGAGGUUGGGGACGUUCGAGGUCUUGGUUUGGGUAAUACUGUUGGGGAGGUUGUCGAGCACCCAGAUUUCACCAAGGAUCCACACGGCGUGGCUCAGAUGGUGUGGGAGAAAGGCGGCAAACGAGCUGCUGCGAACGGCGGUGUGAUGAGAACUGCAAUCUUGGGCGUGCUGGAUUACAAUGACAUCGCCAAAGUCAUCGAGAACACCCGCAACGUUUGCAAAAUUACUCACGCAGAUCCUCGAUGCAUUGCGUCGUGUGUCUCUGUCACCACUGCCAUUGCGCUGAUUCUUCAAGGAGCAUUCGAUUGCUCUGACAGUGAGCAGCAGAAAGCAUUGGUGCAACGCGCGUAUGAGUACGGCGAGCGCGAGAUGACCGAGCCCGAGCACAUCGAGGACUACCGCAAGCACGUGUUUGCAGAGAGCCUACAGGCUCUGGAUCUGUGUUCUCAAGGAAUGGGAUACACACUCAAGACCUUGGGAUGCGGAUUCUACGCCCUCCGCGGAUCCCCAUCCUUUGAAGGUGGCCUGCGUCAAGUCACCAUGUGUGCCGGAGAUGCUGACACAAAUGCCGCGGUAUUUGGCGCUUUGGCGGGGGCGAAGGUCGGAUUCAACAAGCUGCCAACACACCUACGGGAUACGCUGCCAUACAUUGAGUGGAUUAUGACGUUUAUCAACCAGCUGCUUGAUAUCAUGCACUUGACAACCAAUUCGUCCGAUCCGCUCUACUUGAACCGCAAAGGGGUGACUCGUUAAAUGAGUAUCCAUUUUGUUGUUAUUGUUGUCUUGUUGUGCAAAAAGAUACCAAAAAAAGUUUGCAAAAAAAACUAUGCAAACAUCCGUUCAUCAA
This is a messenger RNA of Capsaspora owczarzaki ATCC 30864, 1802 nucleotides long. Its product is annotated as ADP-ribosylglycohydrolase. The record is from RefSeq and is a predicted model, not a curated record. The coding region runs from base 38 to 1708 and encodes 556 amino acids. NCBI's taxonomy places the organism in Eukaryota, Filasterea, Ministeriida, Capsasporidae. Gene Ontology annotation, molecular function: zinc ion binding. The transcript has 8 exons.